AUGAUUGCGUGGUCUGCCCACUCAGGUAUCCGCAAUGACAUAUGGUGUUGCGGGGUGAUUAUCUACACGAUCCUCAAGGACGGCAAGGCGCCUUGGUUGGAGCCAGAUGGGGACAACGACAAGUUCAGCUUCUUCGCACAAGAGGUCAGCUCAGAAGCCAGGACAGAGAAACACAGCAUUAGUGUUUGACGUACCUAUGUGUGUGCAUCCGUGCAGCACAAGUACAACUUGGUCAGCUAUGCAGAGGCCGUCUACAACAGACGAUGCCUCUCUGCAAUGGAAAGAGAAAUCAUCAGUAAGUACUCAUGUGGGCACCCGACGGACGGAUGAGAUCGACGAGAUGUGCUUCUGCUCCACACACAAUUACUCUUCUGUUCCUCUCUGUGCGCAGAGGCCGCCGGCAGUGCGCUGGCCAAAGACCCAAUGCAGCGCCCUUCCAUCAGAGACAUGGUGAACGAUUUCAAAGAUGCCAUCGGCCUGACCACCGACCUGGAUGGUGGCAGCGGCCAGAGGCAGAAGAAUGGCUCGGAGGAGCGGGGCGACCAGGCCAUGACUGAGGGGCAGCUGCCGCUUGGGGAGCCGCUCGAGGCCUCAGAGGGCCGACCACUCAGCCGCACUCCGCCGUCAGCUCCCCGCCCCGCCCUGGGAUUCGACAGCGACAGUCCUCAAUCGAGCCAGCCCCUCCCCACGCCUCAGCAGCCCCUGUCACCCCUACGGCCGCCGUCUCGGAGUGAAUCUGACUCCGACUCCGACUCUUGUCCCGGUUCUGAUUCUCGUUCCUCCCCUUCUUUCCCACGGGCCUCCCUGUCAUCACACUCUGCCGACCAAGACAUUCUGACCCCUUCCAGUGGACCAGAUGAUGCACCGCCGCAGCACUCAUCUCCCAGUGCGUCCCACGAAUCGUCGACCACGGGGGAGCAGCUGGAGAGCCCUACCGUCAACCAAAGUCUCCCCCUGGAGCCGGUGGGACGGUCACAUGCGAAGCCCGCGAGAACGGAAGAACAAGUGCUGUCGGAAUGGAAGAAGGUAAGAGCGACACGGGUAUCAGAGGUGCGAGAAUGCAUUAAGUCUUGUUUGUCUGUCUGUCUGUCUGUCUGCAGAUGAAUAAGCGUCUCUUCGAGAAUGUACCACCCGGGCUCAAGACGAAGGCCGGCGAGCGGGUGUCAUCGGGCUACAUGAAGGGCAUGAAGGGCAUGGAGGAGCUCCUUGCUGGGACGGUUUACUGCUACGACAGCCAUGAGGCAAGCUCUGCCUCUGAUUCCCUACUGAGAGCCCCACUGACGCUCACCGAGGAGAAACAACUCGAGGAUGUGGCGGGAAAGGGAGCUCUCAUUUUCAAGAAGAUCGACCGUGGCAGCACACAAGUACUGAUUUCGAAGCAUACAGCAGCCUCCUGGCGCUCAUUUGCCGUUGUUGUGUGGGUGUGUGUGCAGUCGUCAGUUCCUGAGGUGGUGAUUCAUGCGUGGCUAUCACAGCACGCUCGCCAAGAGGUCAGCCGACUGGCCCUGAAGCUGUAUGGCGUCGUCAGCACUGAGGGCACUGAGGGGGGAGAACAAUGGAGUGUCAGCGGUGAGCUCCAGACACACACCCGCCAAUGCGCCGCGGUGGCCAUCAUGCCCUUUUAUUUGUUGGUCGAUGUCCGUCUGUCAGAGUUCAUCUCUCCUGGCUCACUGGGUGAAGGUGUUGCGCGGGAUAUGCUUAGGCUGAUGUCUCUGGCUGAGAAGGCCAAUCUCUGCCUUCAGGUCAGUCCGCCGCACCGCACCCUGUCCAUCUCGUGCUUCAAUGUGUCUCAUUCUCGUUGCGUUUGCUGUGUCACCUUCCCGUUGUUAUGGGUGCGUGUGCAGUUGUUGCAUCACGUCAAGGAGCUGCAUUCACUGGGCAUCGCACACGGCGACCUCUCGCUGGCCAACCUGCUGUUGCGGCGACAAGGCAACGGCUACGAACUACUCCUCAACGACUUCGAGACUGCUGGUACGGAGACACUUCAGCGAUUGGCGUCUUGCCUGGCGUCUCGCACUCGCACACACCGCCACGCACACUCUACGCCGUCAUGGAUUCGCUCGGCCUGUUUGUGGCGUGCAGUGGCUGGUUCGGACAAGAAAGGAAAGGAGAAGUGGCUCAACUGUGGAAUAGGAGGAAAAGAAGCCACUUAGCCGUUCAUGGCCCCAGAGAGGUACCACAUCACCUAUUCGACGGCCCAGCGGGGCAAAGACCAAAACGGCACGGGCGAUUUCGUCAACCAACACGGCUCGAAGGACCUCAUAUGGUAAGGACCUAAUGCACAAGUGUGUGUGCUGAGCGGCAGGGGAGACAUGAAUGUGUGCGUCGUUUACAGGAGUCCAUUUCGCAAUGACAUAUGGGCUUGCGGGGUGCUUAUCUACACGAUCCUCAAGGACCGCAACGAGCCGUGGGACAUGCCAGACGCCGAGACCAGCGUCAAUUUCAAGAUCUUCGCCCACAUGGUCAGCUAAGAUUGCCAGGACAAAGAAACAAAAAAUAGGUGAGUGAUUUAUGUGUGUGUGCAUCUGUGCAGAAUCAGUACAGCUUGGUCAGCUAUGCAGGGGCCGUCUCUGAAAUGGAAACAAAAGUCCUCGGUGAGUACUCAUGCGGGCAGCCAACCGGGUCGACUCCACACACCAUUACUCUUCUGUUCCUCUCUGCGCGCAGAUGUCGCCGGCAGUGCGCUGGCCAAAGACCCAAUGCAGCGCCCUUCCAUGGAAGAGAUGGUGGAGAAGUUCAAGCAGGCUAUCGGCCUGCCCGCCGACGUGGAUGGCGGCAGCGGUGGGAGGCAGAAGGAGGGCUCGAAGGAGCGGGGCGACCAGGUCAUGACUGGGCAGCUGCCACUUGGGGAGCCGCCCGAGGCCUCAGAGGGCCGACCACCCAGCCGCACUCCGCCGUCAGCUCCCCGCCCCUCCGUGGGAUUCGGCAGCGACAGUCCCCAAUCAAGCCAGCCCCUCCCCACGGCCCAGCAGCCCCUGUCGCCCAGGCAGCCGCCGUCUCCGAGUGAGUCGCGCGCCAUGCAGCCGGCUCACGAGACGCCACCUGACGGACCAGAUGGUGCACCGCGGCAGCCCUCACCUCUCCGUGCGCGUCUCUGUCGUGUCCGCGAGGUGACAGGCUCAGAGGGCUUCCUGCAGUCAACCGCCAGCUCAAGACUGAAGGAAGUCCAGCGACAGCCGCUUUUGCCACCAGCGCGUCUCCGUCGCCUGCGCUGGGUGACAGGCAACGAGAGCUUCCUAGUCCACGGCCAGCUCAAGACUGAAGGAAGUUCAGCGACGUGUGCGGGGCUGAGAGGUCGUGACUGUGCUUUAUGGUGACGGCUUUUGAUUUAGCGGGGUGGAACGACUAAUCGGAUUUGGGAGGGACAUGAUGGUUUAGCUGUAAGUGCUG
Vitrella brassicaformis is the source of this 3390-nucleotide messenger RNA. NCBI's taxonomy places the organism in Eukaryota, Vitrellaceae. The record is from the annotation of a GenBank genome assembly.